AUGGACGUAUUUUCGCCGCGGAGGCCAGGCGAUGUCCAGAUGCUGGAGUAUUGCAGGGGGCGGCGCAUGGUAACGGGGGAGACGAAGCUGAAGAAGUUCUGCUGCACAGUACCGCAAGGACAGGUACGCAGGCUGGAUUAUGGAGAGCAGAACCAAGCCUCCGAGGAGAGCCCAGAGGAUAGCAGCAUUCCAGUUCAUGAUGCCCCACAGCAACAGGGUGACCGGGAAGCUAGCAGUUAG
Knipowitschia caucasica is the source of this 240-nucleotide messenger RNA. Lineage: Eukaryota; Metazoa; Chordata; Actinopteri; Gobiiformes; Gobiidae. The record is from the annotation of a GenBank genome assembly.